This is a messenger RNA of Cantharellus anzutake, 771 nucleotides long. RefSeq names its product OSCP, subunit 5 of the stator stalk of mitochondrial F1F0 ATP synthase. Gene Ontology annotation, molecular function: proton-transporting ATP synthase activity, rotational mechanism. The record is from RefSeq and is a predicted model, not a curated record. The transcript has 3 exons. NCBI's taxonomy places the organism in Eukaryota, Fungi, Basidiomycota, Agaricomycetes, Cantharellales, Hydnaceae. Bases 112 to 771 code for a protein of 219 amino acids. Gene Ontology annotation, biological process: proton motive force-driven mitochondrial ATP synthesis.
UGCCGGAACGAGGCGUGUGCGCUUAAUUCUCACGUCGUCAACGGUGUGUAUGUCGCUCUUGACUUCGUCAAAGUUCCGAAAGAUGCAUUAACCGUUUGUUCAUAACAGAGAAUGUUUAUUCUGUCUGCCGCUCGUGCCUCCUCAGUGCACAUUGCCUCCCGCAACACUCGGGCAGCAUCUGCAAUUGCGACCAAGUAUGCUCAGGCUGCCUAUGGCGCCGCCCUGAAAAAGUCGCCCCAAACCCUUGACGCGGUUCAAAAAGAGCUUUCUGCUAUUGGAGCUGCUAUCAAGAAGGAUGAGAAGCUCGCUUCAUUUGUUCACAAUCCUACCUUGACCGCUAAGGAUCGUCAGGCCGGUUUACAACUUUUGUUCCAAACGGCUGCAGCUAGCGGUGCGAAGAAAGUUGAGGUUUCGGAUAUCACAAAGAACCUAUUUUCGGUUUUGGCUGAAAACGGGCGAUUAGUUGAAGUGCAGGAUGUCAUUGCUGGAUUCGACGGGUUGGUGGGGAAGUACAAGGGUGAACUUGAAGUUGUGGUCACAUCCGCCGCUCCGCUGCCCAGAGAUGUUCUUACGCGCUUAGAGACUGCGUUGAAGUCUUCUGUCACGGCCCAGCAGGCCAAAUCGGUCAAGAUCACGAACAAGGUCAAGCCGUCACUCAUUGGUGGAUUAGUUGUUGAUUUUGGCGACAAGUCUGUUGACCUUAGCGUUUCCUCCCGAGUCAAUAAAAUAAACAACUUGCUUCAAGGCAAGUUCCUCCUUAGAGUCGGUUAG